CCUAUUUCUCGAUCACAUGAUAGCUUCCAAAAUGGCGGAUGUUAUCAUUUGUUGACGAGAAAGAUCAGCUGAGUGUGACUCUCCAAGUUUGAGAAGGACUAUGAGAGUCGACAUGGAACAAUUGCGUGAUCGCGAUCGACAGAAAAAUAGUUCGCAGUUUCAUGGGAAUGACAAUAAAAGAUCGUCAGAUGAUGUCCUUUCUGUGGGUUCGUGGUCCGAGUUUUGCGCCGGUAGCGGUAGCCUGUCACUGUCAUCAUCAGCAGAGUCUGGCUCUCGCCCGGGCUCGUUGUCAUCACGUCAAGGUAGUGUUAGCAGCCUGAGUAAGAAUAGCCCAGCUAGAACAAAGUCAUUGUCACAGGAUAUGGGCUUUACCAGUACAAGAUCCCCUGGUUCAAGUGCACGUAAGUCGGCUCAUUCUGUCACCAGUUUGCGCCAUUCAGCGGAGUCAAUUACUGCUGGUGCUACUGCCACUACAGCUACUGCCGCUACCGCUACUGCUACUGCCUAUGGGCCUGCUGCUGCUGCUGGUGCCAGCAAUAGUGUAAGUGAUGGAAGAAACAGGUAUUCAGCACCUACCAAAGGCAGUCCAAGACUUUCACUGUCUGAAGAUUCUGAUGGACAUUCAGGCACAGGUCCUCAAAAUGCCAACAGGCAUUCAGCUUUUCGUGCAAAUUCUUCAGACUCAAAAUGCACCCCACUGCAGACGAAACAGUUUGAGUCAUGGAGGUCUAGUCAACAAACAGAUCUACAGCGACAGCAACAAUUGAUGACUACGAUGGCACCCACCCAGAAUUUGUAUCCCAUUCUGGAUGUUGUGGCAAAUAAUGUUACUGAUGGAGAUAUUCCUGCAUUUACAAACAUGGGUGGGACUUCUUUGACAAAUUAUAAUGCACUUCCAGGAGGACAACAGACUGGUUCAGGUUCAAGACCCAGAUUCUUCGAUCCAUAUAUAUUCAAAGGUUCUAGUGGACGACAGCUUAAAAAACAAAACCAGUCUCGAGGCUGCCACCAAAUACCAAACACAAAUUCUAGCUCGUCAUACCCACCUAGUACCAGUAGGAACCAAAUUGAUGAUGGAAAUGUGACCAGAGACACACAUCACCUCAUGAACCAAAUGGAACAGACAAGUCUUCAGGGCUCUGCUUUCAGAAGCCAGCCAAGCAUAUCAAAUGUGAAUCAUGAUCUCAGUAGGUUACCAAAAUCUUCCAGCAAUCUAGACUCUAUGCGGGGUGUUGAACACCGCCUCGAACCAGACAACGUGAAAACUAAGCUCAUGUCCGCUUGGAACAAUUUUAAAUAUGGAUGGACCCUGAAGACCAAGUCCUCCAUGAAAUAUGACACUCCGCUGUACUUGUUGGGCAGGAUUUACCACAAGAGACGAGAGGAAGAUUCCCAGGAAAGCACCGAGGAGCAUGAGUUCCUCAAGCACUUUUGCAGCCGUGUGUGGCUCACCUACCGCAGCAACUUCUACCCUAUCCCUGGCACACGACUCAGCAGUGACUGUGGCUGGGGCUGCAUGCUGCGGAGCGGUCAAAUGCUGGUUGCCCAAUGUCUUGUCACUCACUUCCUAGGGCCUGAUUGGCGUCUCCACAAUCAGCAAACAAGGGAGGAACAGGCCUACCACCGAGAGAUCAUUCGCUGGUUCUCAGAGCCUGUUGAUGGCGCACCGUCUGACAAGACUCCAUUCUGCCUGCACAACCUGGCAAACUUUGGCCGACAGCACAAGAAAGAACCCGGCGAGUGGUACGGCCCGGCUUCUGUCGCAUUCAUCUUCAGGGAUGCCUUUGAAAAGGCGAGCCAGUCCUUACCCAUUCUCAGUCAGCUGUGUCUCUAUGUGGCUCAGGACUGCACAGUGUACGUGGAUGAUGUCCUAGAUCUAUGUACAGCACGCAGCAAGUCAGGAAGUAUGGGCAGUUCAUUUGACACAGGACCAGACCCUGACAGUAGUGAGGAGGUCGCUGGUGCACAGUGUAGCUCUCUUCACCCACGCAGGGAUGCAUCGUGGCAGCGCUCACUCAUUAUUCUGGUCCCCAUGCGUCUUGGAGGGGAAAUGCUCAACGACAUCUAUGUUCCCUGUGUGAAGAAACUGCUGAGUCAGCACAAUUGUAUGGGUGUUAUUGGUGGCAAGCCAAAACACUCACUGUACUUCCUGGGCUAUCAAGAAGACAAGCUGAUCUACUUGGACCCACACUAUUGCCGUGACGCUGUGGACACACGAGGAAACGACUUUAAGAUCGAGACGUACCACUGCAUGUCGCCACGGAAACUGUCUUUCUCCAAGAUGGACCCCAGCUGUACUGUAGGCUUCUACAUCAAGAAUGAAAAGGAGUUUCAGGCAUUUCGAGAAAUUAUACAAGAGGUGGCCUCCCCUCCCCAAGACCGAGCCUCGUAUCCGAUGUUCAUCUUUUCCGAGGGCAGCCACCGAGACGCUCAUGGGGGUGACUUAGACAGUGGGAGUGUUGACAAGGGCAUGGUCAAGGUCACACACUAUCGCAUCGAUGCCAACGGCCAGAAGAUGCGGGCCUUCUCCAAAGAGUCGGAAGAUUUCAUCGUGUUGUGAAAGGCAGCGGAGUCGUGGCAUAGAAGUGUCAGAGGAGGCGCUAAGGGACGCUGUUGCUGUGCACGCAUUCUCAAUAGUUUCAUGGGUUUUAAUUGUGUUGUUGUGAAUGGUUCUCUGACCAAAAAAAAACUCAGUGUGGAGUGAGUACCAAAGAUGAGAUGCUCGUGCACUGUGUGUGUGUUACAGGAGUACACACUCACUUAAUUGUUCCUGGGAGCAAUAUUUUUCAGGUUUUGUCUCCAGCAUUCCUUGAGGCCUUUCAAGCCUUCACAAUGUUUUCUGUGGCCUCAUAAAGUGAAUUCUUCUCUACAGAAAAAGAAACUCAAUGGCAAAGACAUUUGUUGUUUGACAUACCACGACUGGUGAUUGCUUUCGGCUUUGGUCGUUGUGGUUCAGGGUGAAAUGACACCAAUGACAGUGCAAUGGCACCAGGUACCUUGGCACGGCAGAUGUUGUUCUGACAAGUGUCUGCCAUAGCUGAUGGCCAUUGCAGUUGUUGCUAUUGUGGGUUUUGUUGUGUUGGAUGUCACUUUGGCCAGAGCUGCAAGAUGUGUCAGGUCAUCACACUGUCAUAGCUACCAACGAGCGAUGAUAUGGCGAUGGCCCCAUCAUGGCAAGCCUCACUCUCACUGGUGGGAUGACUGUGGAGUUUGCGAUGUCAUUACAGUUCUUUGUAGCAGAUUCAUCACAACAUGUACCCUGUGCUGGGUUUGUGAUGGGUGGUCACCUCAACAUGUAGGACAAGCUCACUGACACAGGUGAUGACGUCAGCUGGCACAGUGGGACUUUCUGGUUGACAUGUCAUCUGAAUAUGUGGCAGUAUGGAAACGACAGCUACCAGUUACCAAAUGAAGCAGGCACAGUAAACAAUAAAAGUAAAACAGUAAAAA
Molecule: messenger RNA, 3450 nt
Organism: Aplysia californica (California sea hare)
Lineage: Eukaryota; Metazoa; Mollusca; Gastropoda; Aplysiida; Aplysiidae
Product: cysteine protease atg4
Exons: 10
Coding region: 101-2560 (819 amino acids)
Molecular function (GO): protein-phosphatidylethanolamide deconjugating activity
Source: RefSeq, a predicted model, not a curated record